Messenger RNA from Fonticula alba, 3283 nucleotides. RefSeq lists its product as hypothetical. Bases 140 to 3001 code for a protein of 953 amino acids. The transcript has 3 exons. The record is from RefSeq and is a predicted model, not a curated record. Lineage: Eukaryota; Rotosphaerida; Fonticulaceae.
CUUCUCUCCAUUUUCUCCCAGUCUAGUUCGCUUCCCGGGGCCGCACACCGCCGGCCACGCGCAGCGACAUCUCCUUGCUUUGUCGCUUCGUAGCUCGGAGCACUCCGCCCCGCCCCGGGGCCGUCGCGGCCCACCGGCCAUGGGGUCCACCGAUCCGGCGACCGAUCGGUCGCCCAUUGCGCGACGUCUCCGCCGGCGGCCCUCCUCGACGGCGGGGCGACCGGGCCAAGUAGCCGCCGCCUCGGCGCCGGCUUGUCGGCUGGCACGCUUCUCCCGCGAGCUGGCCUGUGUCCUGGACCGGCCGGAAGAUGCCUGCUGGGCGCAUCCCCUGGUGUCCGGGCUUUCCUUCGGGCAUUCGUCGACGCCCGCGGAGCGUGAGCAAGCAAGCCGCAGCCUGCGGCGCAUGCGCGUUCUCUCGAUGUCAGCCGAGCAUGCUGACCUCGAUAGUCAGCCGGAUCUUCGGCCCCUGGACCAUGCGGCCGUGCGGACGCUCUGCAACGCAUGGGCCAGCUCCGACGCCGGCCCCGACAUCCCGGUCCCCGAGGACAUCGAUGACAUCACGGCCUUCGGUCAGCUGGAAACCCUCCGCCAAGUGGCCGAUCUCGGGGGACAUGUCACCAUGCUGCUUGAGCGUCCGCCGAAUGGGGCGCAUCCGGCUCCCUCAGCGACGGCGAGUCACUCGGCCCUGGCCAGCCCUCCGGCGGUGCCGAUCCCGCCGGUUCGUGUGUAUUGGCCCUCGGAGGCUGUGGUGGCGGAGGCUGCGGCCGACGCCUCCGGCGACGCGGCCACCGACGAUGAUGCCUAUCUCCUGAUCCAUCGGAAGCCGGAGCGACUGGAAAAGCGCCGAGCCGCCCUCGAAGUCGAGCAAGCUCUGCAUCAGAUGUUUGUUGUCAAAGAACGGGAGAGGCAGCUCCAAGCCCAGCGCCUGGCCAAUGAAUGGUUUCUCCCCGGCCGGCGAUCGGCCUCCUCGGCUUCGCUGGCCGCUCUGACUGCGGAGGAGCCGGCUUCCGAGGGGUCCGGCGGAUCGGCCAACAAUGAUGCCCUGUCGGCGGCCUUCCCCUGCUAUAUGCUCCCGGCUGAAGUGGGCUGCCCGCAGGUCACACCUGCGACACCGUCGCCCACAUCCUCGGCAUCCUCCUUGGCGUCGACCGCUCCCCUGCUUGUUCCUCCCGAGGAGCUGGAUUCCAGCUUCCUUUUUUCUCCAUACCUCAGAUCUUUUCGCGCAGCAACGUCCGCGACGACACCCACGGCCGCAGCCACCGCGCCACCCUCCGCCACCAGCACCUGGACCCCCUCCAAUCCGGCAAGACCGUUGCCCCUGCGACUGCCGGCGAUCCUCGUGUCGCCCAUCAACAAUCCGCCGCUCGCUUCGUCAACCAACAAGGUGACAGAUCAUCUGUCAUCACUACCGCCAGGGGCUCGCCCACCGGGACUGCUGUCGACCUUCAGCCGCGCCUCGGCCUCGACUCGCGGCCGGCACCGCUUGGAACACCUGCUUGUGGGUCUUGAGCAAACAACGACCCGGGCUGCCCCCCCGCUGGCGGUCGAAUCUCACCGAGGAGGCUCCGCCAAGCAGCAGGCAGCCGAGCCGGCACUCAAUGGUCGAUCCUCAUUGUCAGGCACGGGCCUCCAGCCGGCAAAGCGCCCGCGCAUCCACCGGGGACCCUCAUCACAGGCUCUGACCCCGACGAAUGUCCCCCCGGCAUCGAAAGGGGCCUCGGCCACCAGGAUCCCACUGGCGAGACCAGCCCUCCGACCGGCGGGGCCUCCGGCAUCUUCGCUGUCUUCCAAGACGUCCGCCUCCAAGCAAGCCCAGCGGUUGGCCCUGCAACCGGGCUCCACUCGUGCCUUGUCCCCCGCCCCAGGUCCGGGUCUUGGCCCAUUGCAGGCAUCGGAUCCGGCACUCGGGUCAGGUUCCCCGAAGCACACAGCCCGGACGCGCAAUCCGAUGGUCUUUGGCUUCACGCGUCCCCGGCGCUCGCCACCUUUCCCCAAGACCCCGCCCGAGGGACUACCCAUCUAUCUACUUUACGCUUUGUCCGUCUUUCCCGAGGCUGGACGCCAACGGUCCGGCAGGCAGGGCAUCUCUCACAGCGCGGCCAGUCGUUUCGCUGGCGAUGAAGACAUGGGCGAUAUCAUCCAUGUGCCCUAUCAUCGGCAGCGACCGUACCAACGCGAACGUCGCUUCCCGGUAGCCACCCCGAAGGAGGUGAGCUGGUAUGCCAUGGCUAGCGGCUGGCAUGGCCUGAAUCUCAGCCGGGAGGCCAUUGCUCGGCGGGUACGAACCACACCGGCCCGGAUGGCCAAUGAGUUGCACCCCUACCAGCCGGUGACUUCCUCGCCGGGCGGUCCUCCCACGGAGGCUGAUCCUGAUCAGGGGCCUGCGUCUUCGACGACCGUGGCCACCAGUACUGGUGCGGGUGCUGGCGCCGGCACCACCGCCGCUGCCACCGCCGCUGCUACCACAACUGGUGGCACCAGCACCACCGGCACCACCGGCACCACUGGUACCACUGGUACCACUGGCACCGCUGCCGCUUCUGUGGCCUCUCCUGCCACCGCCGGAACGCCAUCGUCUGCGCCUGGGUCGCCAUUGAGCCCGGGCUCUGCCAUGCAGCAGGCCUCCAUUUCCUCAUUCCUGCUGGGUGGGUCACCGGGCGCCGGAACUGGCACCUCACCGCGACGCCGAAUGACUGCCCUAUCGCCGACCUCAACACCCUCUCCACAUCGGACAAAACGCUCGCUCGGAGCCAGCCCCACGGGCCCCGGUGUCUCGCCGUCUGGACCCCUGGCAAAGGCCUCCCCCUCCUCUCCCGGGACUGGGAGCCGCUUCCGGCAGCCGUCCAUCACGCGCUACCUUUCAGAAUCUCCCUCCUCGCCCCGCCCGUUGUCCUUGUCAUCCUUGGCCGGGUCGGCGCGCCUCUCCUCAGGCGGCAGUCCGGUGGGUGUGGGCUCCACCCCGCCAUCCCUGCCGCAGCAACCUCCCCCCACCUGGGAGUAAUCUCUCCCUCCUCCGUCUUCUCCCUUCCUCUCCCCUGCUCAACUCCGACCUUAGGGUGGUCAACGGUGUCAGACCCAAGUGGCACAGGAAAAAUGGGGUCUUGACGCGUGCGCGCGCGCGCGCGCGUGCGCGGGCUCGGAGAGUGGCGGGGCCCGGGGGGCGGCGAGGGGGCGUGCCCGGCCCUUCCCCCCUGCCCGAUCGUCCAACAGCAGCCGCACCCCAUGUCCCGAGUGCCACCGGAAAGGCAGCACUGAUGGAAUACAAAUAUAUCCACUGGCACUG